CGACUUUUUGAAAACCCAAUCGACUUACUCAGCGCCGUGUUCAACGUCUAUUAAUAAUAUUAUUUAGAGAUAUUGACUCAUUGUCGUGUAUAAUCUAUGAAGUAUAAGGUGUUUUUGUCUUGGCUAAAUGGAUCUAUUUAUGUAAUAAAUGCGUCAUACGCCGGUUCGGUAGGAUUGGUCACAAUUCUUAUCAUAAUCCUUCCGGGAGUAGUUGUACUAUAAUAAUAGCACAGAACAAUAAUAAUAAUAGGUUCCCGUAAUACACUAUGGUCGAGAAAUAAUUUUCUGAUUACCGCACGAAGCGACACUGCUUUGUAAACUUUCGCGCCAUUUGCUGUUAUCAGUUUUCAUUUUGUAUUCAGUGAAAUUCAAUCGACUUCCAUUAUACUUUUUGGUUUUUAGAAAAACCGCUAAUAAAAUUACGAUUGACAACUCUGCAGCUGCAUUGACAUCAUGAUGGUUUAUCAAGUACUGAGUAAAUACUGUCUAGCGAACGGCCGUAAUUUUGAAUUUGUUUUCUUUGUAAUCGAACAAUAGCUUAUUCGUUUAUGAACAUGAGCGAUCUUUCGACGAUACGGUUGUAUUUUUCGUUUUAAUAAUUCUUAUUUCUUUUAAUUCUUUUAAUUUCUCUUAUUCGUUUUUGGAAACAAUCAUAAAUAAAUUCAUGAUUAUUGAUCUACGAAAAUAUCAUUACUUUUACAAAUUGUGGCAUUGUACCUACUUGACUUUUUGUUUGGACGUGAUUUUCGUUUAAAUUUUUGUUUUAUACAUUGAUAGAAUUUUUGUAUUGCAUAUCUGCAUUCGACUGGUUUAUUACUUUAUUUUAAGAAGUACGUUAAGCGUAAACUUUAAUUGUCUAUAUUUUUUCUUCUAAUUAUUCGUCACAAUGAAAAACUCGGCUUCAACUUCCCGAAGUGGUGAUGAUUCAGAAGUUUCAAUCAAAAAACGUAAAGUUGAUCACAUGGUUGAAGGUUCGAUUGUCAAAGUAGUACUAAAGAAUUUCAUGACUUUUUCUGAAGUUGUUUAUACUCCAAAUUCAAAACUGAAUCUAAUACUUGGACCCAAUGGAUCUGGAAAGUCAUCAAUUGUUACAGCUCUCAUAUUAGGAUUUGGUGGUAAUCCAAAGGACAUUAAUAGAGGAGACAAAGUCAGUCAAUUUGUAAAACUAGGUAAAUCUGUAGCAGAUAUUUCUAUAGAACUUUAUAAGAGAUCAAAUCAAAAUAUGAAUUUGAGAAGGACAAUAUUUGCCAGCAAUGAUACUUGUCACUAUUAUGUCAACAGUAUCUUAGUCUCAAAAAAAAAAUAUAAUGAUGUCGUAGAAAGCUUUAACAUUAAAGUGCAUAACUUAUGUCAGUUUUUACCACAAGACAGAUUAGAAGAUUUUUCAAAAUUAGAUUCCAAAGGUUUAUUAGUAAAUGCAUUACAAAGUAUUGAAAAUAAAGACUUAUUGGACAAUUUUGAAAAAUUAAAAACUCUUGCUGAUAGUAUAACUUCACAUGAUGGCGAUAAAAAGAGAUUACAAGAUAAUAUUAGAUUAGAGGUUGCGGUAAAUCUAAAACUAGAAACAAUUGUCAGUACAUUCACAGAAAAAAAGUCAUUAGAAGAACAAUUAUUGGUUGUGUUACAGAAGAGAUGUUGGUCCUUAUAUAUAUUGGCCUGGAAACAAAUUUCUAGUGAAAAAAAACAAUUUGAAGAAUCAAAAAAACAUAAUAAUGCUGCCUUGAGUCUUAUCAAUCAACACAGAGAAAAAAUUAAAAAAAAAAAAUUAGGGGAAAAUAAUUUGAAAAAUGUGGUUCUUCAGAAUGCAAAUAUAGUAAGUAAGAUAAUGGAUAAACUUAAUAAUCAAGUUGGAGCUGCUGAAUGUCAUGUAUCUGAUAUAAAUACAUUAAAAAAAACUGUUAAAAAAAGUUCAAUAAAAAUUGAAGAUCUUUUAGAGUCCAUAUCAUCUAUGGAAGAGAAGUUGCAGAGUAUAAAAAAUGAAACAUUAAAUGUUGAAGAGUGUAAAUUGGAACUUGCCAAAAUUAAUGAUAAUAUCAAAACCAUUGAUUCAAAUAUUUGCCCUGUAAGGAGUAACUUAGAGAGUGUUAAAAAUAAAUUAAGAGGUCUAACUGAAAAAAUGUAUGCUAUUGAUCAAGAACUUGAACGUGAAAAAAGAAAAGAGGAUGGCAAAAAUCAAUUACUACAGAGAAAGUUUCCUGAAAUGUGGAAAGCUAUAAAAUGGCUAAGAAACUGUGACAAGACAACAAUUUUUAAUGGACAAGUAUUUGAACCAUUAUUCACUCAGAUUGAAGUAUAUGACCAAAAAAAUGCCAAGUACAUAGAAAACAUAAUUAAUUAUCGUGAUAUGAUUGCAUUUGUUUUUGAGUAUGCUGAAGAUUUGACUACAUUUAAUAAAAUAGUUAAACAAGAACGUUGGCAAAAAAUAAAUUCAAUCUCAGCUCCUCCUGCCAAUAUUAAAAUUAAUGAGACACCAAAUUAUGAUAUAAAUAAUUUAAGACAAUUUGGUUUCCAUACAUAUGCACUAGAUAUGAUACAAGCUCCAACUGUUAUAAGGAGAUAUCUAGCUAGAAAUUAUGAUAUGCAAAAUAUACCUAUUGGUUCAAAGGAAGUUAUUAAUAAUCUACAGAGUUUACCCAGUAAUAUUGGGUUCUUUUUUGCAGGUAAUGAUCAAGUCCAUAUAAAAACUUCAAACUAUACAGGAGAAAAAAUCACACGACAAUCACAAAUAUCAAAUGAGGCACAAUUUUUGCUGUUUUCUGUUGACUCAAAUUUGAUUAAAUCACUGAAUAUUAGGAAAGAAGAAGCUAGAGUAAAUUGUGAACAUUUUGAACAACAACAAAUUGAAUUUAAUAAUCAGCUCAGAAUUGCUGAAGACAGUCGUCAACCUUUUAUUGCUAGAAAAAAAGAAAUACAAGGAAGUUUUUUGAAAUUUCAAAAUAGACAAAAAGCUCUUGAUAAAAUGAUAAAAGAUAUAGAGUUCAAAAAAAGUGAACUUAAAACUGAAAAAGAAAGAUUGAUCAAAUUAUCGGAUCAAAAUUCGCAAUUAAUCAGUAAAUAUUUUGAUUCAAUGAAUGGAGUUAUUGAUAUGCUGGACAGUUAUUCAACAAGUUUAAAAUACCUGAUUGCUUCAACCUUUGUUGUUAGCUAUUGUUACAUUGAUAUGGAAGAAGAAAACAAAGUUUUGAAGCAAUUAAAACAACUCUAUGCAACUAGCUUGAACAAUUUCAAUGAAUACCUGAAAUACAUACAAAGUCUGGACUCAAAAUUCAAGAAAAUUCAUGAUGUAGCUGUACAUUGGUCUAAAGGAUUGUCUCCUUACGAUAAAACUUUAUUUCAACCCAUGAAGGACAAAUUUGAUGCGAUAGAAGAAAGUGAUAUUGAAGACUUAGAUGUAUUAAUUGUUGAGAAAAAAGCCAAACUUAACUGUCUGAACAUUGAUCCAAAUGCCCCUCAAUUAAUAAAAGAAUACAAGGAACGCAAAAUAAAAAUAAAAAAUUUAGAAAAGAAAUUGGAAACCUUAAACCUGAGUGCUGAAACUAAAGCAUAUGAAAUUGACAAAUUAUACACUGAAUGGUUUCCAAAAAUACAAGAACUUACAUAUUUGUUGAGUGUUAAUUUUCAGAAGUUCCUCACAUCGUUUGGUUGUAAGGGCAUAAUUGAAUUGGACAUUGGCGUAACGAGGUAUGAUUUUCAAGCAUAUGGGCUAUUGAUAAAGGUGCAGUUUCGAAAUGAUCUUCCUUCGUUGAGGCUAUUAGAUGCCAAAAGUCAAAGUGGUGGUGAACGUGCAUUGACAACAGCGUUAUUUUUGUUGAGCCUCCAAGAAGUCACACAUUUUCCAUUUAGAAUUGUUGAUGAAAUUAAUCAAGGCAUGGAUAAAGUCUAUGAAAGGAAAUUGAUGGAACUGUUUAUGGAGUUAUUUGAAGAUAGGAAAAAUCAGUAUUUUGUAGUAACACCAAAGUUGAUCAAGAACCUUUCAUUUAAAAACACCACAGUGGAUAUUAUAUUUUGUAUCGAUAAAUAAAGAAUCGAAUAUGACCAUUGAUAAUUUCUUUUACCCUAUUACUUAUAAGAAUGACUCAAUAUUUCAAAUAUUGCGAGUUCUUGUACUAUUAGGUAUUAAGAUUGUUCAAUUUUUUUUUUUUUAUUUAAUUAUUUAUAUUUUAUGUUAUUUACAGUGUUAUGAGUUAUUGUUAAUACUUAAUAGUAAUAAGUUAUAUUAUAUUAUUAUAAGGUUCAUGUUUCAUAUUAAUUAUAUUCAUAAAAUGUUUAGACUCUUAAAUGUAUAACUGUUUAAACCCAUAUCAUUUUUCCUAGAUUAAUAUUAAAUAUAAGACACUAAAAAAUGUUGU
Aphis gossypii (cotton aphid) is the source of this 4349-nucleotide messenger RNA. RefSeq names its product structural maintenance of chromosomes protein 5 (gene SMC5). Gene Ontology annotation, cellular component: Smc5-Smc6 complex. Gene Ontology annotation, biological process: double-strand break repair via homologous recombination. The coding region runs from base 887 to 4021 and encodes 1044 amino acids. The transcript is spliced from 20 exons. Gene Ontology annotation, molecular function: ATP hydrolysis activity; ATP binding. Lineage: Eukaryota; Metazoa; Arthropoda; Insecta; Hemiptera; Aphididae. The record is from RefSeq and is a predicted model, not a curated record.